Molecule: messenger RNA, 1851 nt
Organism: Peniophora sp. CBMAI 1063
Lineage: Eukaryota; Fungi; Basidiomycota; Agaricomycetes; Russulales; Peniophoraceae
Source: the annotation of a GenBank genome assembly
AUGGCAUACCUACUGUACAAGUACAUUCGCAACAAGCGGAGGGAGAAGCGAGCUCGCGCCGCUGAGGGCACUUCUGGGCUGCACUCCGACUCUGAUGGCUCGGCACCGACGUUGAGACAGACGCGUUCUGAGACCCCAGUGAAGGAGGAGUUGUCGCCAGAGGAAGUCUACCGUAUCGGUUCUUGGACUAUCAAGCGUAGUAUGCUUCACAAUCUUGUCCUGCUGGUCGCCCUUGCUUUCCCAGUAUAUCUCGAGACGCUUGACUAUACCGUCGUCGCCACCGCGCAACCCAUCAUCGCGUCUCACUUCGACCGUCUCGACCUACAAAGCUGGAUUGGAGAGAUCUACCUUCUAACCUCCACCGUCUUCUUGCCACUAUAUGCGUCCGUCGCGGAUGUAUACGGACGACACUUUGCCCUACAGUCUAGCCUCUUUUUGUUCUUGAUCGGAAGCGCAAUAUGUACCGGCUCGAUGAACAUGCCGACGAUGCUCGUCGGACGUGGUAUCUCCGGUGUCGGCGCCGCCGGGAUGUUGACGCUACCACGUAUCAUUCUCGCGGACACCGCAUCUGUUGGUCAGCAGGCGAAUCAGACCAGUAUCCUCUUCGUACUCUAUGCCAUCGGUUACUGCACAGGCCCUAUCAUUGGAGGAGCACUCUCAACCGUCAACUUCCGCUGGAUCUUCGCGAUCAACUUGCCCGUCACCGUUCUCGCCAUGGUCCUCGCCUUCCUACUUUUACGUGGGCAUGCGCACGAGGUUGACCAUACCGAGGAGCGCGUCCGCCGCAUCCAAGGCAUGUCGCGCCUCAGCAAGAUCUCAGCGCUUGAUUGGCUCGGCACGGGUCUAUUCGUUGCGGCUGGCAUCCUCAUCCUGCUCGCCCUCAACUGGGGAAGUCUCCAGGAGUGGGACUCGACGAAGGUCAUCGUGUGCUUCGUUGUUGGCGGUGUGAUCUUCGGGCUCUGCCUCGGCUGGGAGGUGUACAUGCAGCGCCGCCAGGCGGCCAACAUCGACAGUAGGCUCGGCAAGAUCUUCCCCAUGCUCCCGACCGUCAUCUUCACGAGCAUCGAUGUCGUCGCCUGUCAAGCAGUCACCUUCGCCGCCGGCAUGGUCAUGCUCGUCAUGUUCUACUACCUCUCCAUCUUCUACGCCAUCGUCCAAGGCACCGACGCGACAAACUCUGGUGUACAACUCCUCUACUUUGCGCCCGGUCUCGGCGUCGGCUCCAUCCUCAAUACGAUCCUCAUCAAAGCAACGGGUCAGCCGAAGUGGGCUAUGACGCUCGGCACGAUGGUCACGACCGUCUCUCUGGGUGUCAUCAGUAUGGCCGUGCAGGAGAAUGACCAGGGUUUGGUGAAGGGCAUGCUUGUCAUGGCGGGCGCGGGUGUGGGCUUGUCAUUCGCACCUGCUGCCGUGCACGCGCGCUUCGCUCAGCCUGCGAACCGCGUCGCUAUCGUCAGCGCCUAUCAACGUUUCUUCCAGUCAUUCGGUGGAACCAUCGGUCUCGCGCAAGCCGCCGCCGUUCUCAAUUCCAAGGUUGCAUCCUACCUCAAGAACCUCGUUGUGACUGGCCAAAUCUCGCCUGCCGACGCCGCCACCCUCUCCGGAUCGAGCGCCACCUCAAUCGGCGCGAUUAACUCUCUGCCUCCAGCCCUGCACACUGCAGUCCAAGACGCUUUCCGCAGUGGCACGCGCUGGUUGUUCAUAUCGAUGAUACCAUGGAUCGGUGUCACCGUGUUUCUCACGCUGAUCCUGUCAAACAUCACCGAUCCGGAGAAGGAGAAGAAGGCGCAAGCCGCUCAGGCGAAGGAGGGAGAGACUGAGGUGGAGGAGAAGGUGGCGCAGUCGCCUUGA